AUUUUCCAAAAGGGGAGGGAGGAUGUUGGAACAGCGGCAACAAACGAGGUGCUCAGGUCACAGGUUGUUCAUAACACAUCCCGAAGAUCCCACUAAAAAUGUCAGCCCCCUUGUAACAGCACAGAUGCCACCGUGGACACCUUGGAGUAGUUCGCUCAUUCUUUUUGUGACUUUGGCAUCGGCGUUAGGGCACCCAGAGCAGUUUGAAGAUUAUUUACUAUGUCGUCACUGUGGCCAUGAGGUUGCCAAGGCGUCACAUUUGUUACACGUACCUAGUCCACUGGCCUUGAGACAGAGAAACGACACAAUACUGGGCGUGAAGGAAGUCCUCAUACAACUCUUUCAAAAUCCACAAGGAAGUCAGUUUGAAAUAAUUGCAGCUCAAAAGGCAGAUGUUUAUAAGUUAAAUAAGGCAUUUAUUGAACAUUCCUGGUUCCCUGGGCUGACCUGGAGGGUCACUGUCUGUCCUCGCUGUGGUCAUCAUUUAGGAUGGUUCUUUGAGCCCCAUACCCAUGAUUUACCAGAGACCUACCCUGAAGCCAUCAAAGACGGGUUUGCUGGUCUCAUUCUGGAGAAUUUACUGCAUCAGGACUUUGCUGAUUCACUUCUUAUAACUCCGAAGUCUUAUCUUAGCUGACAUCAGCUCAUACAGUGACAAACUGAGAUAUGUGCAGAUUGUGCUCUUCCUUUCUCACCUAACACAAUUUAAUUUUAUAACCAGAUAUAAAAAUUAAUUUGUUAUUUACCACUGCUACAUGUAUGUGGAGAAAGACGUUAAGAACAUUAAAAAAAUGAAAUUAAGUCAUUGUUGCAUGAUUGCAGAUGAAGGUGUAAAAUGACUACAUCCAAUAUAACUUGUCUUGAGUAGUGGCAUUACGUCAGGAGUCAUUUUAACUGAAAGUUUGUUUAAUUAAUGUUAGAAUACCUUCAUGUAACAUUGCAGCACUUGCUCAUUUUCAAGAUUAUAUCUAAAAAGUUUACAGAAAUGCAUGAAAAGAAGAUUCAAUUAAUGUUUUUUUCUUGUGACAGUGCAUUUAUUUUAUGCAAUAAAAUCUUCAGAAUUCUA
This is a messenger RNA of Lingula anatina, 1066 nucleotides long. RefSeq lists its product as uncharacterized. The record is from RefSeq and is a predicted model, not a curated record. NCBI's taxonomy places the organism in Eukaryota, Metazoa, Brachiopoda, Lingulata, Lingulida, Lingulidae.